AUGUCGUCCGUUGCCGAGUCUCAAGGGGCGCUCUCCAAGAAUGAAGCUGAUCUUCAAGAGAAGCGUAAGGCCGCCAAGAGACAGAAGCGGGAGAUGCAGAAACGCAAGAAGCGCGCCAAAAUUGCCGAUGCAGAGUUCGCAGCAACACCAGGCAGCAAGCCCGAGAUCCAGCAAGAGCAACUUGAGUGUCCAACAGAUGCGGAUGCCAUCAUGGAGGUCGACUCUGAGAGCGAGUGGGAGGGCUUCCCAGAUCUCCCCACCCCAGCCGCGCACAUUGCAGCUUCCAAAUCGGAAGCCGACACCCUUGACUCCAAAGACGCUGGCAACGUCAAACCCCCAGUGAAGGAGGGAAAGAACGGCAUCACUGCACUACAGGAGAGCAUCGCACACCAGUUCCCAGGCGACCCUCGCCCGGCCACGCACGCUCUUAUGGACCUCCUCCUCGACCUGAAGAUCACAGACGAGUUCGACGGCCUCGCCGUCCCCUCGCAGCCUGGACUCCAUACCAUUGAGCAGCUUGCCACCGUAACGCGCCUCUGGUUCGAGAAAUACAGGAACAAGAACGUCGUCCUGGGUAUUGUGCUCAAGAACAAGAACCCCAUCAUCGACACGUUCGGCGACCACCGAAAGACGGGGACCCUCUGGAUCAAGUCCAGUAACGGAAACUUUCCCCAGCCGGGUGAGAAACCCGCGAGGUUCUCCGGAAUUCAGUUCGUCCCGGCGGACGUCCGCGAGCACGAGAAGAAGUACACAAAGACGAACAAGGACAGGCACUGA
Colletotrichum spaethianum is the source of this 777-nucleotide messenger RNA. RefSeq lists its product as uncharacterized. NCBI's taxonomy places the organism in Eukaryota, Fungi, Ascomycota, Sordariomycetes, Glomerellales, Glomerellaceae. The record is from RefSeq and is a predicted model, not a curated record. The coding region runs from base 1 to 777 and encodes 258 amino acids. The transcript is spliced from 2 exons.